Vitrella brassicaformis is the source of this 3526-nucleotide messenger RNA. The record is from the annotation of a GenBank genome assembly. NCBI's taxonomy places the organism in Eukaryota, Vitrellaceae.
AGAUCUUCGAUCCCUGCAUCAAAUGCCGUAGAUCUUGCGUCAUACGAGGUCCUCCGUGCUGGGAAACCUUCGUGUUAUGACCGCAGAAGCGACAGAUGUCAUUCGAUCGCAAGAGAUGCCGCCUGCUGUGCCGUGAGAGCCUCGGAGGGCCUUGAUCACUGACGGCGGGCGGCACAAUGGAUGCAGACGAGGCGAGGAAGAUCAAAGAAGGCGUUAAACACACACAGCGCCUUUCACCUUUCGGCUGCUGUGUGUGUUGCUUGGUUGUUUGAUGCAGCAGCGGCAGCUUCGGGAGGAUGCUCAGUUGGCGAGCGACAGCCUGAAACGCCUCAUGCAACUUCAGACAAAGGUAUUUAGGCCAAACACAGCAGCCACAUGCUCUCAGUCACUCACCGCUGCCACUGCCUUCUCUCUCUUAGGUUGAUGAACACCUCACGCAGAUCAAGCAGCGGACGGAGCCUGACAAUAAGGACACAGUGGUAUGAAUCAUUACCUUCGCCUCACCCCUCUUUCUGAUGAAUCACGCGUUUUGCUUUCUGGUUGUCCAUGCAGGCGUCAGCUCGCGAGCUGCGUGUCCACCUGUCCCUCCUCACUGCUCAGUGCAACGCUGCCGCCACCCAGCUGUCGACAUUGGAGCCUCUGCUGGCCAGUGCAGUGGAUGCCCUCAUAGCCAUACAGCUGUCGACAUUGGAGCCUCUGCUGGCCAGUGCAGUGGAUGUCCUCAUAGCAACGGCCGCUGAGCCGCAGGCACCAGUAGACACCGUAGAGGAGCAGCCACAGGUACACCUGCACGACCACAGAGAGCUCCAUGCGGAGAGGAUUGCUGCACGUGGUCUGUGCGACGUGUUUGUUUCCAUUGUGAGGUUCAGGCUGCUCCUGCUGAGAAGUCUUAUCGUUUGAUCUACGAGAGUGGCCAGCCGCCCAACAAAAAUGUACCGGUGAGUGAUGACGCACACAAGCAUCCACUUCCAUUCAGUCACACGUGUGUCAUAUGUACCGGCCCUAUAGGCCCGCUUUCGUCUGUCCCGCGAUGAGCCCUCCGACGUCUUCGGCCACCUGCAGCCCUGGGAGCUGACGCGCUACCGCCGGCCCCUCGGCACGCCUCUCUUCCAUCAGUCGGCCGCCAACUACACCCACCUGGUCAUCGACUGUAAGGACGACACGGCGAGGCGCAUGUGGGAGACCAUGCCGCUGGCCGUGGCGCAGAGAUGGGGCAAGAGGGCAACCACCGGGCGAGAGAUCAAGCACCGCUACCCCGAGUCUUCACGGACUUGGUGCCGCGGGACCUGGGUGGCAUUGGUGGAGGGUCGUGUGAGCGGCCGAGCGGCCAUCGCAGAGAAGGAGAGGCAGGAGGGGCUGGGAGGGGAGGGGGCUGCUGCUGCCGCAGCCGGGCAAGCUUACGACGGCAGCCAGUCGGCUGACGAGAGCUCACUGGAAUUGUUGUCAUUCGAGGAGGUCAAGCUUGAGCGGAGCAUUCGCAUCCCCGACCCGCCCCCCUCAUCUGAUCUGCCGCCCGCCCCCUCCGCCCCCGUCCACCUGCCGGCACUCAAGACCGUCGACAAUAUACCCAGCGAGCGCCUGGCUGCUCGCGUGGGGCGCAAGUGGUGGACACCUGCCGUCAAGACGCUCAUCAUUCGACGCCGUGUGGCUGCGUUAGAUGUGGAGGGUGCGAGGGCGUGGCUGCCGGACUGUGACGCCAUUGAGGCGCUCGACCUCGACAGCUGGAGGGCCGAGAGGGCGGCCGGUGUGCUGAGUGCGCUGCCCGCUGACGGGAAGUCGCUCGCAGCGCUUCAGACACUGCGCGGCAUCAUGCUGUGGGACCUCACGGCCAUCGACAGGCUACGUGAGGUGCUGGUGGCGAGGGGGGUCAAGCGGUCGAUCAGCGAGCUCAAGAUCGACAUUGUUGGUCAUCUGUGGAACACAGACGAGGACUGGGAGAGACUGCAGAAGGCCGCACAGCUCGUGUAAGGACACAUCAGAAGGGGAACGGGAUUACGUCUGUGACGCACACCGAUGUGCUCGUCCUUCGGUGAUUUCUGCAGUGACGCUGUUGCGCAUUCCCAGGCGUUGUUGCAGCGCAUUGUGCGUGACGGUGGCGGACAUGGACGCAUAAUAUAUAUGGACAUGGAGCUCCUCUCGCGCAGCAGCAGCACCGGGACCCCCACUGUCCAGAAGCUCGCCGGCGAGUACGCCAAGACAGUCGACUUCGUCGCCUACAGCGGAGGGGACGAGGCCCAUCGUGUGGCCAUCACCGACGACACAUUCCCCGCCGCCCACACCCUGCGCCUGACACGCAAUGCCCUCGCCGAUGCGGCCAAGAAGAACCGCGCCCUCGAGAUCGCCUCUCACAUGCCCAGCCUGUCGUGCAUCCAGGCAGGAGACCACCAGAACGACACUGUGCUGAACGCGCCUGUCAGUGAGAUGUGGAUGUUCCUCGAGCGGCUGCAGGCGGCGCUGGUCAGCAAGGGGAGGGAGAGGAGCCUGACGCUGGAGAUGCUGAGCCUGUCGGUAAGUGCAUUCGCCGACGAGCGCCAGAGUCCCUGUCUGUGGUGGCGGGACAGCAAUGAGAAGCUGCCGCCGAUCAAAGAAGUGACUGUCUAUAUUACGGGUGAGCGGGAAUGGGACAACCAGCAGUCGCAUCGUCUGUGUGCGGUGUCUGUGUUCAUUCGUUUCAGAUGUUGUAGGGAAUGGUCAGUUGGAGACCUUCUACCAGCGCGUGAUGGCCUCGGUGGCCUCCUUCAGCAAUGAGCUCAAGGUGGGCCGCACACCACACCACACAGACAGCUGCGGGGCAAUGUGUGUGUGCCCACUCUCCGGUUGGCUGAAUGGAUAACAGGGCCACAAGAAGACCACCGUGCGUUUGUGGCACCAUGUGCGCACCGACUUUGAGCGGCGUUUCCUGGCUGAGCAGGCCACUCUCAACUUCAAUGGCGGCCCGUACAAGUUCAGCUCCCAUCGCUACGGGCUGGUUGUAGAGCGCCGCACGUGACCGUCCGCCGGAUGAAUGGCUUACCAUGGGUGAGGACGUCGAACGACAAACAGCUGGGGGGUGGGUGCUCGGGGGGAUGCUGCGUGAGGGAGCAGCUGAUAGCAUGGUGGACAGAUGGCGGAUAGACAGACAGACAGACAGACAGACAGACAAACAGACAGACAGACAGCACCCACCCACGGCCGCCUCGGCCCUCCUAUAUGCUGUCAUGGACGGGCCGGGCGGUGGCAGCUGCUCAUGGAUGGGUAGACGUCCCUCCCUCCCUCCCCUGGUAUGCGUGUGCGUGUGGAUGUGCAAUGAAAUGGAUGGGCGCGUCAGUGAGGAUCGGUCCUAGUGCCCGCCUGAGUGGGUGAAGUGUUUCUUUUUCUUUCUUGCUGGCUCCGUGCUGUCUCCUGAAUUCUCAGUGGCGGCUGUCACGCACCCUUUCGGGUGUCAUUGCCCGUGUUUGCUUGAUUGCCUCUCGGCCGGUUGAUAUGGAUGGAUGGUGAACACUGACUCAUGGACGCGAUGCAUGAGCUCUCCCUAAAUGCUGUCCAA